This is a messenger RNA of Cynocephalus volans (Philippine flying lemur), 939 nucleotides long. RefSeq names its product cilia and flagella associated protein 96 (gene CFAP96). The record is from RefSeq and is a predicted model, not a curated record. The coding region runs from base 52 to 939 and encodes 295 amino acids. The transcript has 6 exons. NCBI's taxonomy places the organism in Eukaryota, Metazoa, Chordata, Mammalia, Dermoptera, Cynocephalidae. Gene Ontology annotation, cellular component: centrosome.
AGGCAUCUGUUGAGGUUAUCAAUAUAGAGAAGACCACCACAAGAAGCAACCAUGCCAACAGAAGGAGGAAAAACGGAUAUGGAGAGGACUGGCCUCUUCAGUGAGAUGGGAUAUAUCUCUGUUGGUGAUAAAUAUGUGUCACAAUUUAAUCGACCCUUUAAUGAGGCUGCAAGCAAAAAUAGACAGAUGCUAUCUGGGGGAUCCAAAAUAUUGUCAGAUCUCCAGGCAGGUUAUUUUGAUCCCCAUUUUGAAAGGAUUUUUGAAGGUGAAGGCUACGUAAAUCUGAAUCAAAUGAGGAGACGGUAUAUGAUGGAAGAAGCCAAAAAAAAUCUAGGCAAAGCCUUCCUCCCUAGUAGUGGAGAUAAAAAGCCAUGUGGAUUAGGAAGCUACUACGGAACAAUUGGUGGUCCAGUUCCAUUCUUCAGUGCACUGUCAAAACCCAGAGAAAAAUAUCAGGCACCUGGAAAGAAUUUAUACACAAACCCAGGAAAGAAAGGAACUGGAUAUGGCUAUGCCAAUGUUACCAUAGGUAAACAGUUUUCACACUCUGCUGAUUUCUAUGAUGCACCAAAACUAAAUUAUAAGCGAGAUAAUGAAGAACACCUUCGCCUACUUAAAGGGUCACCUUUCAAGUUAAAUCUUUACCCAAGGGAAUAUUUUGACAGUAAUCCUUAUUUUUCGGAGAAACCUUUACCACCAAUUAAAAAAGAAGAAAAGAAAGUAUUACUUUCAGUCCCCUUUAAACCCUCUUCUCCUGGUAAAAAGGAUGGUGGAAUGAAGGCAGGAACAUUUGACCCUUACCCAUCACAUUCUGCUGACCCUUAUGUGGUUAAAUUGGCAAAGCACAUUUCCAGAAAAGAUGAAAAAAUUUUCCAUCCUCCAAGUGGACCAAAAAGCAGACCAGUUGAAAGUAUAAUGACUUUGAAUGUCAGAAGGUAG